AUGGGGGCUGCUUCGGUUGGUGGCUUACAGUGGAAUUGGAGACAUGAACCAUCGACAGAAGUGGAGUUAAAUCAGUUGCAGGAUUGUCUUCUGUUGAUAGAUAGGAUUCAAGUGCUAGAUUCGGCCGAUAAGUGGUGUUGGGAUACAGUUGAUACAGAUGGGUUCUCCGUUUUGGAUGUCAAGAGAUGGAUUGUUAGUGGUCGGCCAAACAUAGACCAAGCGAUUUAUAGGUGGUGCAAAUGGAUUCCGAUCAAGUGCAACGUGUUUAUGUGGAGAAUGCUUAUGGAUAGGAUUCCUACGAAAAAGGCGCUUUCUAGGCGGAAUGUCAACUGCGGAGACGGUUUAUGUAGUUUUUGUGAGGAGUUUGAGGAGACCGUUGACCAUAUUUUUACGGCCUGUUUGGUUGCUACGGGAGUAUGGAACGCGAUAGCUAGAUGGGUUGGUCUCCCUCAGUUCUACUUCUUUUCGGUGGCGGAUAUCCUCCAUAUGGAGUAUACGUCUUCUUGGUCCAAGGAGAAGAAGAUGGCGCUUCAUGGGGUGCUGUGA
Molecule: messenger RNA, 546 nt
Organism: Helianthus annuus (common sunflower)
Lineage: Eukaryota; Viridiplantae; Streptophyta; Magnoliopsida; Asterales; Asteraceae
Exons: 1
Coding region: 1-546 (181 amino acids)
Source: RefSeq, a predicted model, not a curated record